UUCUUGAUGAACUUUCCCUUAAAAAGGAGAUAAUAGACAGGACAAUAACUGAGAAGAUUUUUACUGUCAAAAAAUGAUUUCUUUACUAAGGGCCUAUUGGGACGCUUUCUUGCCCUAAAUCGCUUCUGAUAAUAGUCCGAAUGUCUCCCAGCUGGAUUUUAUUAGAGUCUAACUCAGGGAUUAUAACCCAAAGAGCAGUAGGAACUUCCACUACCUUGGCAAGGGACAGUGGCUCAUACUGACAGUGUUUGUCCCCCAAAGAUAAGUCCACUGCUCUGGAAUCUGAAAAUUUGGUCUGAAUCCGCAGGUUAUUUUCUGAGAAAUGGGUUAAAACCCCCUCACAAUGAAAACUACUUGAUUUCAUAUGUCACUGGAAGCAACAUAGAUUGACCAGCCCUUUUUGUCCCUUGGAAUAACUUUGCCGAUCAGGACUUUGCAGAAGUUAGCUGGAGGCGAAGAAGCCCAGCUGUGCCUCAUGCAAAGCCCUUGGCUCAAGAUAUCAAAAUGUUUUCAUGCUGCAGUUGAUGAGAAUCAGGCAGUGACUCUGGCCGCCACUAUUCCAGCCACUUGUUUUCCCUCUUCCUCUGUCACAGAGCAUGUGUAUGUACCCUGAUGACCUGUGAGAACAUGGCUCAGAAGACGGUAUUUAGAAAUUAUUGUAUCAGUCGCAGAGGGCAAACAUUAAGCAGAAUAAAAGAUGGUCACUGCCACAGUUAUUGUUUUUUUUUCAGGGGGGCGUAUGACUCUAGGAUGUUCCCUCUCUAAAAACUGAAAUACCACUGGCAGACCACAGUGCUUUUUCCCAGAACCACCUGCUGCAGAGAGCUGUGCCAUGAGCUAGGCUGUAGGAACCUCCGGAGUCCCACAACGCAGUGACCCAGCGAUGGCGGGAAGAAAUGCUGUUCUGCAGGGUGGCCGUGCUGCACCAUUGCAGGGACCAACAGCGUCCGGUGCUGCCACGCCAGUCUUUCGUGGUACAGCCUCCCUUUGCCAACUGAGACCACAAGGUGUUUCCGGCCUAACAAGAGUAACAUGAGACAAUAAAUACACAGGAAGUGCCUGUUUUGUGUGCAAGGUUUAGAAUCAGCCCAUUUCUGAGAACAGGAAAAGGAAACUAAAUUAGUCUCUUCUCUGCAGAAGCAGCCAUGGCUGCUGCGAAUCCAGCAAAAAUUCUUCAAGGUGAAGUGACUUGUUCAGUGUGUCUAGAUUAUUUUAAAGAUCCAGUGACUCUAGAUUGUGGGCACAAUUUCUGCCAAGCCUGCAUCGCUCAGUGCUGGGAGGGAUUGUGUGUAAACUUCUGGUGUCCUGAGUGUAGAAGAACUUUCUCCCAGAGAAACUUCAAACCAAACAGACAGCUGAGGAAUAUUGUAGAAGCUUCCAGAAUGCUUACAGUGAAGUCAACAAAAGAACCAGAAGUUGAGAGAGUGUGUGAAAUACACAAGAGGGCUUUAGAUGUCUUCUGCCAAGAGGAUCAAACACCCAUUUGUUUGGUUUGCCAUCUGUCCCGAGGUCACAAAGAACACACUGUGGUUCCCAUAGAGGAGGCUGCCGAGGAUUACAAGGACCAAAUUCAGAGCCGUUUGGAGAUUUUGAAGAAAGAGAGAGAAAAGAUUCUGACAUUUAAAUUGAACGGGGAAAGUAAAAGCCAGGAACUGCUGAAACAGCUACAAACUGAGAGGCAGAAGCUUGUGUCUGAAGUUCAGCAACUGCACCAGUUACUGAAGGAACAAGAGCAACUCCUCCUGGCCCAGCUGGAAGAGCUGAAUAAGGAAAUUGUAAAGAGGAGGGCUGAGUAUGUUGCCAAACUAUCUGAGGAAAUAUCUUCUUUCAGUCACCUGAUCAGUGAGAUGGAGCAGAAGUGCCAGCUGCCAGCGAGUGAAUUCCUGCAGGACAUCAAAGGCACCUUGAGCAGAUGUGAGAGGGAGAAGUUUCAGAACCCAGUGGCCUUUUCUUCGGAACUGAAAUGGAGAAUCUGGGAAUCUUCUCAAAGGAAUGCAUCUCUGGAGACCAUAAUAAAGAAAUUCAAAGACUCACUGUCGUCUAGACAGCAGUUGGACAAAGCGAAGGUGACUCUGGAUCCAGACACGGCCCAUCCCCAACUCAUCCUGUCUGCGGAUCGGAGAAGUGUGAGAUGGGGAGACACACGGCAGGCUCUGCCCGAAAACCCUGAGAGAUUUGACACUGAGCCCUGCGUGCUGGGCUGUGAGGGAUUCACCUCCGGCCGACAUUACUGGGAGGUGGAGGUGAAGGGGGAGGUGAAGGGAGUCUGGGCUGUGGGGGUGGCCAGAGACUCUGUGAGCAGGAAGGCAGAGAUCAGCUUUAACCCGGAGGAGGGGAUCUGGGCUGUGGAGGGCAGAGGAGAUCAGUACUGGGCUUUCACAUCCCCUGUGCAGCGCACCCCCUUCUCUCUAAACCGGACACCCCACAGGAUCCGGGUUUAUCUGGACUAUGAAGAGGGGCGGGUGGCGUUUUUCGAUGCUGGUAAUGGAGACCCGAUCGUCACUUUCCCGCCGGCCUCUUUCGCCGGGGAGAGAAUCCGCCCGCUCUUCUGUGUGGGACUUGAGGGAAGAUCUUGUUUUCCGCUCCGUUCCCUGGGCCGACGCUGCCAACUCACACUGUGUCCCUGAGCUUCCCUGUCUGUCCCCACUAAACAGGCUCCUAGGAGGCCAACUAAGUGUGUAGUGGGGGCGGGGAGCCCUACCAAGGAAGGAGGGAGCCCCCUGUGAGAGGGACCCAGCUGAGGGCCAGGGAGAGACCCCUCAACUGGGGGGAGGGGAGCAGGGGGAGCCCUGGGUGAGGAAGCUAGGGAGAGGGGACACAGGGGUGUUUAAAAUCAUGUGAGCUGAUUGUUAUUUAGCCACAACCAGCUAAUAUAUGUUUGCAUACAACUGAUUUUGCUGCAAGCAAUUUAUUGUGUCUGAGUUUCCUCCCAAAGUGGUCUUUCUAAAAUGUGGAUAAAUGCAUAUUUUGAUGGUGUGGGUUCGUAUUAUUAAAUUUGCUGACAGUA
Messenger RNA from Chelonia mydas (Green sea turtle), 3007 nucleotides. RefSeq names its product zinc finger protein RFP. NCBI's taxonomy places the organism in Eukaryota, Metazoa, Chordata, Testudines, Cheloniidae. The record is from RefSeq and is a predicted model, not a curated record. Gene Ontology annotation, molecular function: protein binding; zinc ion binding. The coding region runs from base 1146 to 2627 and encodes 493 amino acids. The transcript has 7 exons.